Meloidogyne enterolobii is the source of this 728-nucleotide messenger RNA. The record is from the annotation of a GenBank genome assembly. NCBI's taxonomy places the organism in Eukaryota, Metazoa, Nematoda, Chromadorea, Rhabditida, Meloidogynidae.
UUUGUGUAAUUUCCCUCUUACAUUCGUUGUUUUUAAUUUUUGAUUCGAUGGAAUUUUUUUAUAUUUUUUUGGCAGCUUCCCAAAUUACCUUGUUUAGUUAAUAGAGAUAGUAAUCAACUAUCGCAAUAAAUUUAUUUUUCACAUUUCUUAUCGUCUUUAUGGCCAAACCCGUAUUUUUAUAUACCCAAAAACUAAAAAUAAUAUAAACCGCGAUAGGUACGAACAAACACUUAAAGAGAAAAUGACAAAAUGAUUCUUGACAAAAUAUAGUAAAAAACGAUUUUUGGAAAAAUUAAAAUUCAAAUAAUUUUUGCUUAAAAUCAAUUCCCCUUCGAAUAAACAAUUUCUUCAUCUUCUUAACAAAUUCUCUUCAAUUUCCUCUCUCAUCUCAGUCAAUAUCCACCAAAGAUUUUUACGAUAUUCGAGAGAAAACGAAAAAGACCGACAAAUCCUUUUCAACUUUUUAUUAGCCCUUCCUCCUUAAGGCCUUUUUAUUCUUCUUAAUAAUCUUCGUCACGGCUAAAAUGAAGGAGAAGAGGAACGUGUGCACGAAUCCCCCUUCCGCACGAAUCCCCCUUCCCCCCUUCACCCCCUCUUCUCUACACCCUUCAUUUCCCAAAAACUACAACCAAACAGCCUUUCUUCUCAAUUUUCUUCUUUCUCUUCAAAAAUCCCAGCGGGAGAAAAUAAAUAACUUGCGAGCGGUGUUUGUAUUUAGUUUUUGUUGA